This is a messenger RNA of Cylindrotheca closterium, 1332 nucleotides long. The record is from the annotation of a GenBank genome assembly. Lineage: Eukaryota; Bacillariophyta; Bacillariophyceae; Bacillariales; Bacillariaceae.
AUGGAUCUUUUAGGAGGGUAUAAUUCCGAUGACUCGAACAGUGACAGUGAUAACACCAAUCCUCCGUUGAGCAGUCAGCCGAAACCAAAUGCAACACAGCCUACACUCAAAGUGAAUCCUAAUAGUGUCAAAAAGACUUCAGAGGGCUCAAAGUCAACAUCCUCUUCCAGUCGCAAAGGCAAAAGAUUGCUCAAGCUACAAGCUGUUCUACCUGAAAACAUUUGGAAUCAGUUAAGCAACGGAAAUCUGCAAAAGGAUAGUGACGAUGAAGAAAGUGAUGAGGAAGGAGGAAAGCGAACUGUGACAUCAAGAAAACGGAUAAAGCCUUCAGGAAACAACAAUGCUUCUCAGAAUCCAGGGGAUAAGUCUGAUUUGACUAAUCUUUUGCAGGCCUUACCAAAGUCGAAAGCAGCUGCUGGAAUUGGCGGAGGCAGUGGCAAGUCUUUCCUUCAAGAUCCAGGAGACAUUUCAAACACAACGACGACGAUUGGUUCCGCAAACGCGUCCUCGUCGACUACGGAUAAUGCAAAACCAUCACCAGCACCCCUCGGAGCUGCAUUUCUCUCAACAACGGUGGAGACGAUUCGAAAGAAGAAGAGUGGCCCUAGUACUGCCCGCGAUAUUCACGGUCAAAGCUCAUCAGUAGCCGUCGAAACUGUGCACGAUGACAAAGAUGACACGGCUGAAGACAACGAGAAUGCUCCCAGAAAUGCUGCUUCAGCUGCCCCGAGAAAGCCUUCUUCAUCGUUGCACGCUGCAGUUCGAUCCUCAAGUUCCGUUCCGAGGCCCGGAAUGUCAUCAGUUUCCUCAUCUAGCCGCAGAGCCAGAAUGGCGGCCCCAACAGUUUCUGCUGCUCGAUAUCAGCAGCAACAGCCACAACCUUCUUACCCUGUUCCUUCCGGCAUGGCGCAGUAUGCACCCACUGCCGCAUAUCCAGUAGCAACCCCUUCACCUGCCCUACCUUCGCAAGGCCGACCAGGAGCGUCGAAAUCAAGAAAACGUGAAAUGGAACGCAUGCUGCGACAAGGAAAUCUUGCGGGCGUCACCUCUGACGUACAUUUGGAAGGGCAAGCCCACGUCUAUCAACAACCUCAAGAAGCCCAACAGCAGUCUUAUCAAUCCCAUGGUGUACGUGUUGUGCCAACAGCGCAGUACAAUACAGGCGCUGGUGGCAUGGUCACGGCAGCCAACAUUACGGGCAAGCAACGGGGCAAGAAUCAAAUGAAUGCCCUCUUGUCAAGUGCAGCUUCUUUGGAAGCCCAACGAGCACGAAAUCCAUUGCCCCAACAAAAGGUACAACGGGCCAAUGCCAAACGAAAAUAUGGUUGGUAA